Vespa crabro (European hornet) is the source of this 3042-nucleotide messenger RNA. Its product is annotated as inward rectifier potassium channel 2-like. Bases 756 to 2771 code for a protein of 671 amino acids. Gene Ontology annotation, molecular function: inward rectifier potassium channel activity. Gene Ontology annotation, cellular component: plasma membrane. NCBI's taxonomy places the organism in Eukaryota, Metazoa, Arthropoda, Insecta, Hymenoptera, Vespidae. The transcript has 11 exons. Gene Ontology annotation, biological process: regulation of monoatomic ion transmembrane transport; potassium ion import across plasma membrane. The record is from RefSeq and is a predicted model, not a curated record.
CGCAGUACUAAACAAGCUGUUGUUCGUUAAUGAGCGAGUUUAAUUAGCUCCGUGCGUCUCAUUAAAAAAUUUCGUUUAUGAAACGGUACCAUGCGAGAAUGUACCGUGUAUUUAAAAAAAAAGAUAUCAAUAUUGUCUUGCGUUAUAUUAUAACGAUCCAUAUAACGCAAUAUUUUACGUGCGAUUAAAUAUUUAAAAAUUCAAUAAAGAUUUCCGUAUUUUAUUUAGUAAAAUACGUAAAAUUUUAUGUGAACUAUAACCUUUAUAGAAUUCUAAAGAAAUUGGAAUAACAUUUAAAUACGAGAGACUAGUUUAAAAGUGAAGUGAACGCCAGCCAAAAGUAGGGAAAGUGAGAGUGCGAGUGAAAGGAAGGAAGAGAAUAGAGAGAUAAACGUUUAAAUAAUAAUAGUGGUGGAAGUGGUGUGGGGGGUUAGGGAGAUAGAAGACACAGAAAAGAAAAGAAAGAAACGAUCGAGAAUAAUUCGAUCGUUCGAGAUCGAAAAGCCGAAUGUGGUGCAAACGACUGAUCUGGAUAUUUCUUUGGCUUUGGACUGGUUGCGAUGUUUGGCUUUAGCGAUGAAGCGAGCUGAAUGGCGAGCAGAGCGGAGUAAAGAGCCUUUGGGACAGCUGAACUCUCGAAGAAACAUCUCUCUUCCUUCUAUCUUUAUUAUCCAUCGUAUUCGCGGACGUCACUUCUAUUGCGAUAAGAGAGACCAUCGAGAAGAGAGACGUUUGAAUUUAGCAGAAAAAUAAACAUGGCUACGGCAACGUCAAUCUUGCCGAGUGCGUCGAACGGAGAAAAACUACACCACCUUGGAGAUGGAGGAACGGCUUUCUCCGGUUUACGCAGAGCACUCUCCCAAGUUUCGAUGCUUGUCCUUAAAGCCACGACUUCCGGAGAAGCUGCUUGGCGAGAAGAAUUACUUAAAUACCGUCAAACCAGAUUCAGUUCUAGGAGAGUACGUAAGAGAGUAGUGUUCAAGCAUGGAGAUUGCAACGUCGUACAAGGAAACGUUGCUAAACGUCGUCGUCGUUAUUUGCAGGACAUUUUCACCACUUUAGUCGACGCUCAAUGGCGUUGGACGCUUCUCGUCUUUUCGAUGAACUUUUUACUUUCUUGGCUCGGUUUUGCUCUGAUUUGGUGGUUGAUCGCAUAUAGCCACGGAGACCUUGAUCCACGUAAUUACAACUCGCCGAAUUUUACAUUUACUCCUUGCGUCCAAGAUAUACAUAGUUUCACCAGCUGUUUCCUCUUUUCCGUCGAGACACAGCACACGAUCGGGUAUGGCUCCAAGCAUACGACGGAUGAGUGUCCAGAGGCGAUAUUCGUCAUGUGUAUACAAUCGAUGACAGGAGUGAUCCUGCAAGCCUUUAUGGUCGGCAUAGUAUUCGCGAAGUUGUCUCGACCGAAAAAAAGAACGCAGACCCUUCUUUUUUCGAGGAACGCCGUAAUAUGUCAAAGAGACGGGCAAUCGUGUUUGAUGUUUCGCGUCGGAGAUAUGAGAAAAAGUCAUAUCAUCGAGGCUCAUGUCAGAGCACAAAUGAUCAAAAGAAAGGUGACGAGAGAGGGCGAGCUCUUACCGUUCUUUCAAACGGAAUUAAAAGUCGGCGGUGACGGGGAGGAGGAUAAGAUAUUUUUUAUAUGGCCGACAACGAUAGUUCAUAAGAUCGAUGAACAUUCGCCACUUUAUCAUAUCUCCGCAAGCGAUAUGCUAAGGGAACGUUUCGAGAUUGUCGUUAUUUUGGAAGGUGUGAUCGAAUCGACCGGUAUGACGACACAAGCGAGAAGCUCUUAUCUACCAUCGGAAAUUCUUUGGGGACAUCGUUUCGAACACAUUAUCACGUUCCGUAAGGAAACCGGCGAAUACGAGGUCAAUUACAGUCUCUUUAAUAACACUUACGAGGUCGAUACUCCUCUCUGUUCUGCAGCCGAUCUUGAUCAAAUCAGAGCAAUGCAUCGAGCUAAAGGAGAACGUGUGAGUUCAGGUGCAUUUCCAUAUCACGACGUCUCGAGCAGUUCUCUGACUACAAGUUCCGGUUCGAGUUUGGCCUCUUCUCUCGGUGGUCUUCACAUGCAUGCACCUCCGUUGACUCCACCGACUCCGAUUCCGGUUAUGAUCACUGGUCCUGACGGCACCUUGAGACGAGAAAGCGUAAACAGUAUUCAAGUUGAACCAAGACAACCAAUAUUUUAUACUCCCGACGAGUCGAUCGAUAACGAGUUUGCUUGCGGUGCUACACCCGUAAGUCCGGAGGAAUCAAAAGUGCAAGAGGAAUAUAAUCGUGCCUUGGAGGACAUCAAUGCGACGCUUAGAAAAAAUAGAAAACAACAUAAUUGCAAGGAUGAGAAGAAGAUUCAUCGGGAAGGCUCAAAGAGUACUCUUGAUUUGAAGAAAAGCGACUCGAGGAUUAAUAUUGAAGGAAUGAAAAGAUCAACCUCACGUCCGACCAUCGAUCAAUGUCAAGCUCGCAAUAAAAAGUCAUCCUCGAAGUCGACUUUGGAUCCCGGACAUAACAAAUUUAGGGGCUCGCAUGAAUCUCUUCGUGAUGCCAUGCCGAGGAGAUCGAGUUUGGGCGACAGUCACAAGGCUAAAGACAUGCAAAAGAAGACGUGCUUUGUAUUGGGAAACGAAGAGGAAACGAGAAGCGUCGAGAUAACUAUACCGACGAUAUCAAAGUCGUUGGGAGUUCCUCAGCGAUUAGAAAUCGUCGUUGACUCAGCGGAAUCAAAUCAUCGCUUGGAACGAAUGAAUGCUUGCGAAGACGUCUAAUUUACAGAGUCGAAGGACGAUAGGAUAAUCCAGCAAAAAGAAGAAGGGAUAGUAGAAGCUGCCGAGAACGAGAAAGCAAAUGCGAUACGAACGAGUCGAAGCUAUGGAGGAUCACAAAACUAUAUCCUUACCUAGUAACGAUGAUAGCGGCUCGACUAUGCGUGGUGAUUUCGAUGAGCGUUCAAGACGCAUUUUAUACUGACGUUCGAAACGAAGGAAAUAAAAAGGAGGUAGUGAAAAAAGAAGAAAAAAGUUCUCCUUUGGGAAUCAA